Molecule: messenger RNA, 1916 nt
Organism: Acromyrmex echinatior (Panamanian leafcutter ant)
Lineage: Eukaryota; Metazoa; Arthropoda; Insecta; Hymenoptera; Formicidae
Gene: Arpc2
Product: Actin-related protein 2/3 complex, subunit 2
Biological process (GO): actin filament polymerization; Arp2/3 complex-mediated actin nucleation
Cellular component (GO): actin cytoskeleton; Arp2/3 protein complex
Molecular function (GO): structural constituent of cytoskeleton; actin filament binding
Source: RefSeq, a predicted model, not a curated record
GCAUUAGUCAACGGCGUUACAUACAUACGUACGGAUGACAAAUCCGUCGCGGUUUUGCGGGAUCUAUCCGGGGGUUAUCGUUAUCGCCACGUAUCACGUAUCGACUCUUCCUGCCAGACGUAGUAAUCAUGAUCCUGCUCGAGAUACACAACAGGAUACUCGAGGAAACGUUGACGAAUAAAAUCAAGAAUGCCCUAUCGGGACAUAAGCAGGAAUCGACGGACGUAGUCAUAGCAGACUUUGAUGGGGUAUUGUUUCAUAUUUCAAACCUCAGUGGAGACAAGUCGAAGCUUAGAAUUAGUAUAUUGCUCAAAUUUUAUAAACAGUUGCAAGAGCAUGGCGCAGACGAGUUGCUCAAACGAGAGUAUGGAGCUCAUCUUAUUGCACCGGAGAGCAGUUAUAACGUAUCAGUUCUCAUAGAUCUAGAGAAAUUACCAGAGGAUUGGGAGGCGUUAGUGAGGAAAGUUGCCCUGUUGAAGAGGCAUUGCUUCGCUAGUGUCUUCGAGAAAUACUUUGACUUCCAGGAAGAAUACUGCGAUUCUCCAGGCAGGCCAGUACAGAAGAGAGCUGUAAUCCAAUAUCGAGAUGAGGAAACAAUGUACGUGGAGGCUAAGAGCGACAGGGUCACUGUAGUGUUCAGUACAAUAUUCAAGGACGAGGACGACAUGGUUAUUGGUAAAUUGUUUCUUCAAGAACUGAAAGAAGGCAGGCGCGCGAGCCACACUGCUCCGCAAGUCUUGUUCAAUCAUCGUGAACCGCCGUUGGAAUUGCAAGAUUCCGAGGCGGCGGUCGGAGAUUGCAUUGGCUACAUCACAUUCGUAUUGUUUCCACGUCAUACCAAUCGAGAAGCUCGCGAUAACACUAUCGACCUGAUACACAUGUUUAGGAAUUAUUUGCACUAUCAUAUCAAGUGCAGUAAAGUUUACAUUCACUCGAGAAUGCGUACUAAGACAACAGAUUUUCUCAAGGUGUUAAAUAGAGCGCGAUCUCAAUCCAAAAACACUGAGAAGAAGACUAUCACGGGACGGACAUUCAUCAGGAAAGAAUGAACGUGCCGUAGGAGCGAAAGUAUUAACACUUUUCAAGAAAAGAGGGCAAAGGAUUAUUGCGCGGCUAGUGUGGUCUGAAACGUCUUAAGAACGAGAUUUCCUGCGAAGAUAUCCUUCGAUUCAGCGAGCUAAGUGCUUUGAGUUUCAACCUUUCUCGAACAGUGCCCAAUAUUUCGGAAAGACGUAGUUAAAAGCCGCGUUAAACGAUUAAGGAAGAAAAUGGAAAAGGAGAAUCGGAAAUUUGUGCCGGAUCACACGACUAUGUCUCGAUUAUCCAGAAAAGGAUAUUUGAAGACGCUGGAGUUGCAUCUGUGUACUAAUGGUUGACAGUUACUGCUAUUGCGAAGAAUAUCGCUCGUUGCGAAACGUUUUACCGAUUUUUACAGUGAUUUAAGGUUCAAAUAUGGUGCCGCUUCAAGAAAUUCGUAUUCAGUUAUAUAUUACACUAGUUGUUACUUCAAACAAUUUAUUAUAUGUUACGACAUUCUGAACUAUGUCUAUUUUGGACGAAUACAUCGAAUACAGAUUAGCGUUAUGAUGAUAUCUCUUAGAUGAAAUCACGAAAUAUUCUUAAAAAAAAAGUUAAAAUAUGUUUAAACUCUCAAUCCAUUAAGUCUGUGAUUUAUAUUUUGUCGCGAAAUUUUUAGAGCAACAUUUGAAUCGCCAGAAGUAACUGAAAUAAAAAAAAAUCAUUGAAGGAAAGAUAGAUUAACAAUUUCACAUUGCAUUUCGAUUCGAUAAGCGGAUUGUCGAGCGGAUAAGUAUUGUUAAAUAAUAGCGCAAUUGUUCCCUUUUUCGAUAUUUUUAUCGUCUACAUAAUGACUAUACAUCCGAUUAUUGUGAGAGAUAAUAAAACAACAUUAACAA